This is a messenger RNA of Effrenium voratum, 510 nucleotides long. NCBI's taxonomy places the organism in Eukaryota, Dinophyceae, Suessiales, Symbiodiniaceae. The record is from the annotation of a GenBank genome assembly.
AGGUCCCAGUCUUCGGCUCAAGUGAGGCCAGCCUCUCGCAGCCAUGGAUGACCAGAUGGCAUAUGCCAUGGCGGAGCUGGGGGAUUUCGCCGCCUAUGCCGACUGCUGCAACGUGGUGCCCGUGAAAGUCUUCUCCAUGGCGGAGGUGGCAAAACACAACAGUCCGGAAGAUUGCUGGGUGGUGCUGCACGGCCACGUCUACGACCUCACCAAGUUCGCCAAGGGCCACGUGGGCGGGGCAAAUCUCAUCACCGACCUGGCGGGCAAGGAUGGCACCAGCGUCUUCGAGGCAUCCCAUGGUGAGAAUGUGCUGAACAGCGUCCGCGUGGACUGCUGCAUUGGCGACAUCGACCCAGCCAGUGUUCUGGAGGAGCACAGGGCCGUAGCCAAGCUGCGCGAGCGCGCCUAGCGAGCCGCACAGCUUUUCUUGGUUUUUCAGCCGAAGGGGGGCCAGUUCAGGCGGAAAUGGAGAGCUGUGCUCCCCAAACAGAGAACCUUCUUUUUGACGAG